AGGUGCUGACGUCAUGAAUGCGAGAGGAUAAUGUCCGUGCUUAGAGCGUGGAGGGUCGAAACGACUAGCGUAAUCUCCCACGAGUCUCGGCGGUCGUCUCUUGGACAAUUUCCAACGGUAAAAUGCUGCAUUCUUGCUCGAGACGGCUUUCGAAAGAUGUUGCCCAAGGUGGAACUAGAACUAAAACAGCGCAGUGAUCAGAGGAGAGAUCUAUGUGGAGCGAAGCCCACCAGGCAGAAUGCAAAGGUGGAGCUGGAACUGAAGAAGCCGCGCGAGAAGGAAGUCAAUCUGAUCUUCACGGACUCGUGGCGUGUAUAUAACGACUGCGACAUGUCUUCCGUUGUUCGUAGAUGUGAAGAAGGAAAAGAGAUGCUAGUUUACCGCGGAAAACGUUCUGAUGGAAGCACCAUGUCGAGUGAUUCAAGCAGCAUCGCACGCAGUGAUGACAAUGAGAGAUCAGAAUCGACUUUAUCUGACUUCUUCUCUGGAUCCGAUCAAGUGUUCAAUUUAGUUGAAGAGGAAAGUGAUCGUGAUGUGAGCAGCCCACCAAAUGAUCCAUCUCAAGAAUCCUUGCUUCCCGCGGAACUGGCUGCGGCACCUAAUGCCUGCUCAUCUCCAAAACAGAAUCGCUAUUGCUGGUAUUGCUACGAAACUUAUAAGGCUAUGUGUGUUGCACAAGGAAAAACUCCUCCAGGAGUUUAUAGUCGCGGUCUGUGGCGUGGUCACUGUAUGAGGGAUGCGAAUGGCAUGACGACAUGCCCCCACUUGUGGUUCACGACAUGCACGCAUUGUGGAGCUACAGCAAGCUCGGCGCAUAGUCCGGACUUCUGCCCAGUGGUGGAAUUUGCAAGUCUCAACGUCCGCGACCAGUAAGAUCUUGGCAACGCCAUCAGAAUAAUUUCACAAUCAGACUACUUGCUAUCACGGUCAUGCGAAAUUUCACUUGAACCUUACUAAUUUGUGCACUUUUGUGCUGUUUCAUUCAUAACUACCAAAAGCUGGUUUCACCAGGAUUUGCCAGUCUUGAUCUUUUUCGUAAUAAAGGAU
Messenger RNA from Cylicocyclus nassatus, 1047 nucleotides. The record is from the annotation of a GenBank genome assembly. Lineage: Eukaryota; Metazoa; Nematoda; Chromadorea; Rhabditida; Strongylidae.